Dentiscutata erythropus is the source of this 846-nucleotide messenger RNA. The record is from the annotation of a GenBank genome assembly. Lineage: Eukaryota; Fungi; Glomeromycota; Glomeromycetes; Diversisporales; Gigasporaceae.
AUGUCGUCAGUAAACAAUGAUAACGAUAAUAAAAUAUGUGAAUUAUUUGAUUUUUCUUAUGAAGAUAAUUUUGAUAAUCGUACAACUAAAGGUAAUAUCGGUGAGCUACAAGCGUUAGUACGAUUACGUGAAAUUCAUGGUAGUUUUAUUUCUCGAAAACCUAUUUUACCAAAUGGUGAUGGUAAAAUUGACUUACAAGGAUAUCAAAAAGAUACUUAUUAUAUUAUUCAAGUCAAAUAUCAUAAAAAACAAAUUUAUGAAGUUACGGAUCAAGUUGUAGAAAAAAAAAUUAAAGAAUUUGAACAAUUUUUAGAUGAGGUUAACCAUUAUCCAAACGUUAAAGCUAUUUUUUAUGACACUUCUGGAAUUGAAAUAUAUAAAGAUCUACACGAAAAUUAUGAUAAUGAUAGAAUAUUUGUGGUCGAUUCAAUCGAAGAUAUGAUUGGAUUGACUAAACAUCCAAUUUCGAUUAGAGACGAGAGUUCAAUAAAGAAAGUUGAUGAUAAAAAUUUAAAUAAUGAUAAGCUUAAAUUACUAAAAAGAUAUUAUCGAGAAUUUUUUAAAGCCGUGUCUGUAUAUUUACAUACUGGUUAUUUGGGAAUUUUUAUAGUUGAUCAAUCCUUUUAUAAUGAUAAUAGUUUGAACGAAUAUUAUUUUAUUGAUCAGGAAAUUAUUGUUUGCACGAAAGAAAAUAUUAUUAAAAACGUUCGUAAAUAUUUUGAUUUUGAUUCAGAAUUUCGAAAAAGACGUCGUUUUUCAAAACGAAAGAUUAAUAAUUUGAAAAAGGAGAAACAAGAGUUAAAACAUAAAAUAGAAACACUGAAAAACCAGUUAAAAGAAAAAUAG